Messenger RNA from Lymnaea stagnalis (great pond snail), 2894 nucleotides. The record is from the annotation of a GenBank genome assembly. Lineage: Eukaryota; Metazoa; Mollusca; Gastropoda; Lymnaeidae.
GCCAUCUUGUGGCCCCAGGUGGUACCGCUCCGGUUGGCCAGGACCGCAGCCUGGUUUCGUGGCGAAGACCCAGGUUUAAAUACUCGAAUUGUAGCCGACAUUCUUUCUCUUUGAAACCGUCCGCUCCAUAUCCAAGUUGUGUCAGAGACGCUCUGGUGUGUGCCACAAUCUUCACUCUAGUUCACACUCAAAGUCAGUUUAUUUCAAGCUAUGUUUCAUACAGUUAUACAACUUGAGUGUCCUAUUAUGAUAGCCUUAAGAACGGAACACGUUCUAGUUUAGAGAAGCGCUUCUCGUAUUUAAAAAUGUGAAAUUUAUUAAAUUUGAAAUUAUUUUCAAAUUAUCGUAAUUUAAAAAAAAAAAAAUUAAAUAGAAAGUCUAAAAUGUCAGUUAAGAAAUUAAUAUAAGAUUUUUUUAAAAACUUCGUACACUGUGUUGUUUGGUUUCUAUGUUGCUAUGAAACCUUCUGAUCUUAUUAUCAGAAAGUUGAUGUCUAAGAUGUUGAGCAUGGUCAGAUAUUGUGUCAUAAAUAGUUAUUUCAAAUGUUCUCUCAUAUUUCCACCAUUUCAGCAAACACCAUGUUCUCAUACAAUGUUUCCACCAUUUCAGAAAACGCCAUGUUCAUCCUUCUCAUCACGGCCCUGGCAACGCUCCUGGCUUUCGGCAGCUGCAACAAAAACUACACCAUAACAUCCGAAGUGGUGUUCGACAUUGAGGUCAAGAACUACAACGGAAAUGGUGAUGAUAUUAGCGGCAAAGUCGUGGUCGGGCUGUUCGGGGAAACGGCCCCAGUCGCGUCCUUGAACUUCAAGACGCUGUGCGAAGGCUACAAGAGACCCAAUGUGAGUAUUCAGUUUUUAAAUACACUUCUGUGGAUUGCGAUUGGUCAACAUCAUUCAUGUGAUAUUACUAUUGGUCAACAUGAAUCACGCGAUAUUGCUAUAGGUCAACAUGAAUCACGUGAUAUUGCUAUUGGUCAACAUGAAUCACGUGAUAUUGCUAUAGGUCAACAUGAAUCACGUGAUGUCUAAAUGUUCUGUUGUUUAACUGAUAAGUUAUUCAAUGGUUCUCAAGUUAUAAUUCACGAGCUAAACUAAAAGUUAGUCUUUACAAGCGAUGCAAAGCUUAAACAAAUAAUACAUGGCAAAAUCAAUUUAUCUUUUGUCUUUAAAACUAAAGAUCUACAUACUUGAUGGUGAGGUAAAGAAUGUUAUCAACUUUUGCAAGCACUUGACUCAGAUAAGACUCACGGCCUUUCAGAUGCAGUCUUAAUUAGGUAUCAUGAAAUAGGACUUUUGUGACAUAGGGAUUUAGUUCAGCUGAAUAGUCGACUCGUCACGCCAAUAGGGGAACCGUGUCAAAAUUAUUGAUUGAACCAUGUCAAAAUUAUUGAGUGAACCAUGUAAAAAUAAUUGAUAGAACCAUGUCAAAAUAAUUUAUAGAGCCAUGUCAAAAUAAUUGAUUGAAGCUAUUUAAAAUGCUCUAUGAAAAAGAUCCAGUAUAAGAAUGCAAAGCUCUUUUCCAGCAGGCCAAGAUGAGCUACAGGAACACUUACUAUCACCAUAUUCUUUCUUUUCCAGCAAGCCAAGAUCAGCUACAGAAACACUUACUGUCACCGUGUUGUCAAAGACAUGUUGAUCCAGUGUGGUGAUGUCUUCGGUCUGGACGGUAGAGGAAGUAAGCAACUCUUGUCUAAUAAGUCGUCAAUGUUAAAAUGUUGUCAAUGGUAAUACGUCAUCAUUUAUAAUUUGUCUUUAACUUUAAUAUGGUCUGUGUUAUUUUAGACACAUUCUUUUUGAAACCACACUAAAGUACGAAAGGUGAACGAGUGAGACUUUCUGUCAGUGAGACAUGCUGUCAAUGAGGCUUUUUGUCAGCGAGACAUGCUGUCAAUGAGGCUUUCUGUCAUGAGACAUUCUGUCAAUGAGACUUUCUGUCAUGAGACAUUGUGUCAAUGAUUCAUUCUGUUAAUGAGACGUCCUGUCAAUGAGACUAUCUUUCAAUGAGAGAUCCUGUCAUUGAAGCAUUCUUUUAAUGAGAAAUUCUGUCAAUGAGACCUUCUGUCAAUAAUACAUUCUGUCUUGGAGACGUUCUGUCAAUGAGAUUUUAUGUCAUUAGACAUCCUGUCAUUGAGGAAUUCUGUCAAUGAAAGUGCUGUCCAUGAGACAUUAUGUCCAUUAUCCUGUCAACGAGACGUCAUAUCAAUGUGACGUACUGUCUAUAGUUCAAUCAUCUGAUAGAUGUUGCUAAAAUGAACAGUGAGCUAAAUAAUAGAUGCUCUAAAAAUUUAAUAUUGAAAGAAGAAUUUGUUGCACUCUCGGACCAUACUUCUCAGCUAAGUGCUAUAUUUAUAUAUAUAACUUAUUCAGUUGUUUCUGUUGUUUUUUCGCAGACGAAGGCUUCCUGCCGACAUGUUCGUUGCAGUCUCUCACCUUAUAUUGUUCAAUAUUGUAGUCUACCCUAUCUCCGCCCAUGGUUUGACUCAUUUUCAAUACCUUAUCUACCCUAUCUCCGCCCAUGGUUUGACUCAUUUUCAAUACCUUAUCUACCCUAUCUCCGCCCAUGGUUUGACCCAAGUUCAAUACCUUAUCUGCCCUAUCUCCGCCCAUGGUUUGACCCAGGUUCAAUACCUUAUCUGCCCUAUCUCCGCCCAUGGUUUGACCCAUGUUUCACACAAUGCAUCAUCUCGUCGACCAGGUACCAGCAUCUACGGUGAGUAUUUCAAUGAUGAGAACUUCGUCAUCAGCCACACCAGCGGCGGCCUAGUCUCCAUGGCAAACAAGGGCAGAGACACCAAUGGUUCUCAAUUCUUCUUCACGCUGGGGUCAUCAAGAUUCUUCGACAAGAAACACGUCGCUUUCGGCAAAGUCGUCAAGGGAUUCGUAAGUAUUAGU